Molecule: messenger RNA, 9567 nt
Organism: Dermacentor albipictus
Lineage: Eukaryota; Metazoa; Arthropoda; Arachnida; Ixodida; Ixodidae
Biological process (GO): protein phosphorylation
Molecular function (GO): protein kinase activity; ATP binding; protein binding
Source: RefSeq, a predicted model, not a curated record
UCGCGCGCCUCGCGUCAAACCGUCUUCGCCGAUCCUUGGCGGACCGAAGAGGACGAUACCCGAAUCACCGCCACCGUGAUCUUGCGGCUCGUCCGACGGCCCCAUCCCCGGAAUCGCAGCAUCCGCACCGCCUCGAGUCGGUCUCCGUUCACCACAUUUUUUUUUUCUCUCUCCGCUCCUCUCCGCUGGCUGCUCCGAGCGGGUCGCGGAACCUCCGAAAGCUACGCAGGGUCCCAGUGGUGGCAGGGCAUGGCACGCCAUGGCAGCCAUAAGCGGGCCAACCACGUCAGCAGCAGCGGUCGCCGACGGAAGUGCGCCCUGCUGCAGCGGCUCAUCACGCUGCCCAGAGCCGACCCCCGUGGUGACACCAGUCAUGCCAGCCCCCAUUAGAGCAGGCGGGGGCCACGGUGACCAGAGGCUCGUCUCAGCAGCCAGGGAUGGAGACUUCAAGAAGAUUCGUCGACUGCUGCAGAAACACAGGGUCAAUGUCAACGCCCGUGAUCCAUCUACAGGGAACACUGCUCUCAUGGUGGCAUCUUUGGUCCAAGACCCUGAUGCCAUGAGUGAGCUGCUGCAGCACGGGGCUGACCCGACGCUGCACAGCUACACAGGUCAGAACUGCCUCGACUCCCUGCCGGCCUCCCUGGUGCACCUGGUGCUUGGCUUUCCCGACUACCUGCUCAAGGAGAGCCCCCACCGAAGCAAUGAGGAGCGACGGCUCCUGCUCGCCGCGUGGAGCGGCCAGCGGGACGAGGUCCAACACCUUUUGUCCCAGACAGGGAAUGGGGGCCUCGACAUCAACUGCACCAAUGCAGAAGGUUCUACACCUCUGGUGCUCGUGUGUCGGGACCUGGCCACUUUUCAGGAACUUGCCUCUGCGGGCGUGCUACGCUCGUAUGACCCCCUAGGCGUGAUUCGGGUCCUUCUCGACCAUGGCAUACUCAUUCACCGUGACGUCAACCAUCAGGACCGGCAGGGCAGAACUGCCCUGCACUAUGCCUCCCACACGUGCUGUGAGCACACGGCACCCGUCAUUUCCCUCCUUCUUCAGAACGAGGCAAAAGUUGACAUCAAGGACAAGCACGGCUUCUCGCCACUUCAUUUUGCGAGUCAAGCUGGCUCGGUGGAUGCCAUACAGCUUCUCCUAGACGCUGGGGCUGAUCCGAGUGCCACAGGCCUUGGAGGCAUUGCACCACUUCACCUUGCUGCAUCAGCGGGCAAGAUAGCUGCAGUGCGGCUACUCCUGGAGCGUGGCGCUGACGUUCUGAGCUUUGCCCAGGAUGGCAAGUCACCCCUCUGCUGUGCGGGCAGCACUGAUGUCUACAGUGUGCUGAGGAGAGCCGUCGAGAGCGCCCUCUGUGAGAGAGCAGACAAGCUUCGGCUCACACCUCUGGAGCACGAAAAACGAAAACUGGGUCAACUCAUCUUGCAGUCAAGGAACGUAACUGCACCAGGAGAACAGAGCUCACCAGGCAGUUCUACUGCCAAGGAGGAAGGCUCCAGCAGUAGCGACAAGGAGCCGAGCGAGCCAGAGGCGGAGGCAGUGCUGAAGACGAAAGCUAGCAGCAGCUCACACUCCGUCCUCCGUGGAGGAGACCCAUCGCUGUCUGCGUUUCGUCGCUACCAGCCACCAAACCUGCCUUCCCAUCACAUUCCGGGCUGGCGGCAGAAGUCGUCUCACGGCGGCUCCCACUUCAUCCCCGUGCGACCGCGCGACAAUUCGUCCGAUGACGAGCUACGACACGGAUGGUGUGCUGAAGGCACGCUCGAAAACAACAGCUAUCAUCGGCAAAAGACAAUGCCUUCAAACACACCCUUGGAGCUUCCCUUAGAUCCACACUCUGCUGCGUCCGUUGUUGUCGAGGCCAAGAACGGCAUAAACUCUGCGUCAGAAAGUGAAAAAAAGGUUGAGGAGAAUAUCCUAGAGGCGCGGACAGAGAGUCCACUUGCAGAGUCGGCUCGAACGGCAGCUUGGGUCUUUGGGGGCAGCACUGAAAAUGUGGUGCUGAAGGAGAUGUAUGCAAAAGUGCGCCCCAAGCAUCGAGGAGGACCAGGAGGAGGAGUUGGUGGCAGCAGCGGUGGAGGAGGUGGUGGCGGCGGUGCUAAUGGUGACAGCUGUGACUCUGAAUCUGGAGAUGACGAGCUCAAGCAAUCUGCAUCACGGAAGCGACCCUCUGCAGCAGCGCAGAGGCGGAAAAAGACGCAGCACUACGCCAAGAAUUAUCACCUCAGCCGACUCAAACUGCGGCCCGAACUGGCAGGCCGUAGCAUACCAGACGUGGCAGCCACUGUGCCACCAAAAACCAUUUCCGCAGGGCGGCAGCAGUCGGACGUGUCGCUGGGGGCUGCGGAGGAUGCCGCCCAGCAGAAGGUACCUGCCACAUCGUCCGCAUUGGCAACGGCAGCGGCACCUGUGCAGCCCAAGUUUUCGCUGAUCACGAAGAGCAAGGAAGGCAGCCACCUGCGACCCAAUGGAUCGCGCAUGCCAGUGCCAAGCACCAGGGGACUUAUGAGCAAGUUCUUGCCGCCUUGGGUGACACGUGAUGACGUGUCAUCACACCUGUCGUCCGCAUCUUGGGUCUACUUGCCUUCCCUUUCACCAGAGGAAGGCGGAGACGAGCCUCGGUUGUCGCUGCCACGAAAGGAAGAGAUCCCCGAAGUGGCCAAGCCCAGCGAGCCUGCGGCAACGACGUCAUCCACAACGGCAGCAAAAUCAGUUCGUCCCGAGGGAACACACACGUUGACCUGUGGCAAGCGGGGGAGCAGUGGUGGGACAGAGGGUUCUGCAUUCCACACGGUCAGCGCCAAGGGGAAAGGUUCGGCGGCUUGUCAGCACGCGCCACCAGAGCAGCCACGUGCGCUCGUGCCGCCGCUGCCCAAGAACCUCAGCGACAUCCCUGCAUUUCCCUCGGGACCCCCAUUUCCCUGGAUCAAGGGAAAGCUCAUUGGCAAAGGGGCAUUCGGCCUGGUAUGGUGUGGCCUGCGCAAGUCCGGUGGGGAGCUGGUGGCCGUCAAGCAGUUUCAGCUGGGUGGGACCGACGUGCUGUCGGCCGUUCAGCUAGAGGUCGACAUUCUGCAGUCACUCAAGCACCCCAACAUCGUUGGCUUCCUCGGUGUGCAGCAGGAAGAGGCACUCGUCAACCUGUUCCUCGAGUUUGUCUCCGGCGGCAGCCUCGCUGCCAACCUGGCCCAAUUUGGGGCCUUCCCCGAGACAGUGGUGCGUCGAUACGGACGGCAGCUCCUCCAGGCUCUAGCCUACCUGCACCAGCGAAAUGUCAUCCAUCGAGACAUCAAGGGUAAUAAUGUUAUGGUCUGUCCUGGAACGGGCACCAUCAAGCUUAUCGACUUUGGGUGCGCCACGUUUGAGCCUUCGUCAGCAGACUGUGAGGGACUGGUGGCCAGUGCCAGAGGCACGCCCUACUGGAUGGCGCCGGAGGUCAUCUGCCAGGAAGAAUGCUCGCACAAGUCAGACGUCUGGAGUGUCGGUUGCACUGUGAUCGAGAUGUUCCAGACAAAGCCUCCUUGGUACGAGCUUUCUCCCCUGGCUGCAGCCUUUGCCAUUGGACAGGGUACGAGUGACCCAAAAUUUCCGGACCAGAUCAGUCCCGAUGCCCGAGACUUCAUUCUCACCUGCCUUAAGAGGUGCCCCGGUGAGCGACCAACGGCGGAGGAACUGCUAACGCACCGCUUUCUUCAGACUGGAGCCAUAGAGGACCUCUAACAGAAGGGUGAAACACAUCCAAGGCUUCACUUCCAGCCUUACGGAGUCUUUGGGACACUUUGCAACUUUAUCCACCGGGCAGGACACAAUCGCUUUUCUUUUUGCCUGAAAACAUCAUCUGCACUCACCGUAGCUGCACUCACUGUCCACAAACAUCAGGACAUUGUCAAAUAGCGCAGCUGUGCCGUGGAGGCAUCGGUGUUUGCACUAUUCCGGACGGUGCGUGUGGAGUUGCAUUUGGCAGGUCAAGAGUAGAAGCCGGUCGCCUGCCCAAACAGAGAGAGUGUGUGUGUGAGAGAGGGGGAGGCUGUUAGACCUUAAUGUAACUUGUACCUGUUGCCAAUGGCAUGUUAUCGACGUAGAGCUCACAUAUGGUUUAGUUAUCUUUUUUUCCCCCCUAUUCUCGGUGCACUGGUAACCCAAAUAACACUUUUUGCUCAGGUAAACGGCAGCCUCUGCUAUCUCAAUGGCCAAAACGAACCUGGAAAGCUCCCAUUGCAUCGAGUCAAACAGUGAUGUUCCGAAAAAAAAAAAAAGUUGUAAUUUAGGUUUGUUGUUUGAGUGUUUUACAAAUUUAGUAUUGUUCCUUUUUUUUAUGUAUACAGAGACAAGCAUAUAUAUUUAUUUCUAUUUAAGAGAUCUUUUCUUUGAAGCUGAAACGAAUGUACAUAUGUGUUAAAAGCUGGCUGCUCUCUCCUUUCUUCGUGUUGUCUAGUUAACUGCUGUUGAUGCAUAGGCUCUGCUGUAAACAAGGAUGCUUCAGGUUUAUUGAAGUAACCACCGCUUGUUACUGCAGGCAGCAACUUCCAGAAGGAAAUAUUUGGUUUAUUGAAGGAAACCUAACAAUGCAAGAUUGGCAGGAUGGUUUUUCAGCUCACAAUAUACUUCAGUUGUUUGCUCACCACAUGCACAAACACUAAACGCAUUAACAAAGGACAGAGAGUACCUAGUUAGGCAGCCAUUUUGUUGCAGAUAUGAACUUUCAACAAAGUACAUUUGUGUACAUGCUGACCCCUGCUCAUCGAAUGUCAUGUGCAAUCUUGUCUCUGAACAAUCGUGCUCUCAAAACCUUUACCUGAAAAUAGACUUGUUACUCAUGCUGCUACACCUUCGAUUCACUAUGGCACACUUGAUAAUUAGCUGCCAUAAAAACCCGUUCGCAACAUGGAAUUUCUGUACUGUUUCUAGUGCCUAACUGUUAAUGGUGGAAGUGUGCUGGUCUUAGCUAACAUGAUAAGGUAUCCCUAGGCUAGCACAAUACACAUACCUGGGCCUAGGACUGGUUUCCACAAAGUUUUCAAGCCAAUCAUUAAGUCUGAUUGCCAUAAUAUCCAGAAUCACUGCCUCAUUACAUUGGAGAACACAGCUAAUUAAGAAGAGCAGGGAGAGUAUAUUGGUGUAUAGCCAAAUGUGUGAAAAAUGACCAAGACUGAACAAUGACUGAUAUGCUUCAGUGGCAUGGAGCUAUUUCAGUGGGUCAGCAGAUCAUCAAGUCUAAAGCUGAUGGGCAGUGACUCUGAAUAUUCUGGUAGUUAGCUUGGCUUUUUUAUUUUGAGUGCUUAGUAGCUUGUAGUGGAGUGCUAAUGGAAAACACAGAACCAACUACAAAGAUAGCUAAAAGAAUUUAACAGCUUGUGCAUUGUGUGAGAUUAACAAUCACUGUCAAUAGAUUGAAUAAGGGGGCAUUGAAGGGUGUGCUAUUUCCUUUACUGUCGAUAUAAAAAGAGCUUAGUCUUGAAAUUUCUCUUUCUUGCAACCAAUAGCUCAUAUGUAGUGCACUACUUCCAGAGACUUAACAUAAUAUUGGUAUGUUUGCUGCAUAACUACUAGCAAAAGGUUAGAAGGAUGAUCGCUCUAUUCAUACAUAUACCUUGACUCAGUGCUUCUCCUCCGCUCUGCUAAAUGGAGGGCAGUGCCAUCUCUCAAAUGAUGAAGUAGUCACAGUGUGCUUCUAUAAAUCUCGUCAGCAGUUACAGAAUUCUACGAGUGAUUUCAUAAUGGCACACUUUUAGCAUUUGUUCAGAGGCACUGGGGUGGAGGAGCGUUGCUGAAGCAACUCCUCAUCACGGGAAUUGCCAAAGGGCAGUCUUAAAGUGCACUGACCACUUGUGAAAGGGUGUUUUUCAAGCAGCUCCUCAAUCAACAUGGAAAUCACUGAGGAGGGGUUUUGGAAGUGCAGUAACCACUCAAUGAAAGAUGUUUUCCUAGCAACUUGUCACAGGAAUCGCAAGCAGCAUUCUUGAAGCACAGUAACCACUCAGUUAAACAGUGGCAUUUCCCUUUGCAUGCUGAAGUCGAGUAGGAGUGUCGAGACACGUUUCUGACGAGUGGUGAAACCCUGAGAGAACUGACUAGGCUUAGGGUUAUGAACAAGAAAAGGGCCUCAGUCCAAUGCCACCAUUUUCUGACAAGACAAACUUGUCACAUUCAGAGCAGCAGGGGUCAUCAUUGGCACUGGCCUCGUGUGUGCUUCUCACUACAUCUAUGGAAGAAGGUGCCCUCUUGCGGUGCAUGAGUGGAAAAAGUUAUAAGCUGUGGUAGUGCUUGUGGUAUUUGUGGGUGGCAUAAAGGCUUCUUGUCACUGGAAGAAUUGAGGUAUCAAAGGGAGUUCUUUUUUUUUUUCUCCAGACACUUCUAGCAUCAAAAACACAAAGAGGGUACAGACGUCUUUAUAGAAAGAAAAGGACGGUUUAGGUUCUUAUGAUUAAUGGCAAGUUGACAACAAACAAGUUUGGAGGAAACAAUGUUCUAGGCCCAUUACUCCCUCCCCCCCCCCCCCCCCCCCCCCCACUAAGAUAAGCCUAGAUUAAUGCACAGGCUGUUGCAUCAGACAGGACCAUUGAUCUUGAGUUGCAUUCAGGUUUUUAAGGCAUGCUAACAUCAAAGUUGUGCUUGUCAUCCUCAAGCAGCUUCAGCAGAAGUUUACAUGUUGCAGAAGCAAAAGAUGCUGCGAAGUUUUUUUUUCCAUGCUGCUGGUACAGGAGUAAGAUAUACAUUACACUCGGAAUGAUGUUAUCAGCACUGUCGUACACAGACCGACCGUAAUGAGAGUCAGUGAAAAGGGUUGUUCCCUGUAAAUAACGCAACACGAGCAAAAUAAAAAUUAUCUUCUGCGAGACUACCACUGCUAUUGUUGCAAGCAGCGCUGACAUGAGAGCUAGAGGCUGGAGUUGCACUGGCUCGCUACCAGCUUAUACUUUUCGUGACUGAAGCUAUUUAAUGUGGGAUGGACAUGCUGACAAGUGCUGCAAAAAUACUCGCUUUUUUCCCCCCCCCUAUUUUCCAGACUUCGAAUUUACACACACAAGUACAGCAGAUUAAUCGCAGGAAGUUUCAUGGUAGAAGACGGUGUCAUAUCCCAAGUGAUAAGAAGUGAAACAGACUUCUCCCUAGGUGCGUGCGUGCGUGCGUGCGUGUGUGUGCGUGUGUGUGUAUCUAUAUAUAUAUAUAUAUAUAUAUAUAUAUAUAUAUAUAUAUAUAUAUAUAUAUAUAUAUAUAUAUAUAUAAACACACGAAAACUUAUACGCUUGUGACUGCAUAUUUCCGUAGGCUCUGGUCUGGUUAUAUGACAUGAAAUAGCCAUACUCUGACCACACAGUUCUAAACAGUGCAAUAAAACAUGUAGCUUUAGACUGUCCAGUCAUGAAAGGACCUUUAAGCACUUACCGCUCCCGGUUUUCCCAUAUAAUUAUUUAUUUUUAUUUGUUGGACAUAUUUUGUGACGUGUGCUUUCCUUCUUCAAUGCACGAAAUUAUUGACUCUAUGGUUGUUGGGUAAACAAGACCAUUAGCUGGAGGUCGAAGAUGCUCCGCUGUCACACACAUUGUUGCAAGCUUGCUGAUUAGCCACAGGGUGUAAAGCAUUCAGGGCCAAAGCAUUGAGCAUUGUCACAAACUGGGCAAUGUCUCUUAUUUUCAAUAAAAUUCAAUCUUCUAUUCCAAUAAAAAGGCUGCUGAAGGUUGUUAGAAAUUAUCUGGACAUCUAUAAUCUCUUGAUUAUCUCUGACUUGCAACAGUAGAAGGAAUCAUGGAGCAUAACUUUCAGGUCGCUCUUGUUUCCAAGAUUUAUGGAUAUGAACAAAUGCUGCAGCUCAUGCCACAUGAAAAUUUGCCCAUGAAAUGGUGCUCAUCUGCAGCAUAGAAAAGAAUAUGCCUUUAUUUUCUCUAAGGGUUAAGAAAGCUUAAACACAACGAGGAAGAAUCAUCACAAGUGAUCAUUCACACAGUACUCAGUGAUAGCAACGAUCCCAUAUUCACUCAUCAGCUAUACUUAUCCCCCUGCUCUUAACCCCUCGAUUGACACGAAAGCUGAUGCUUCAUGUCUGAAAUGAGAAUGCUGACAUAAGGUUCUAUCGAAGACCGGUAGGGUCCAGAUUCAUGUUGACUUCUCGCUUUAGACAUAACACGAAACAGAGGGAAUUUAGCCUCAUACAUAUUGUCAGUGAAUGCCUUAGCAUGCAUUUUGCCCACCAUGCUCAGUGUUUCUAUAAAGAAUGCUCGUAAAUGACUUGUCCCUAGAUUUAUCAGGUGGUAAAGAGACACCGUUGUGGAGGGCUGCAGAUUAAUUUUGACUGCCUGAUGCUCUUUAAUGCACACCUAUUUGUAAUAAGUAUGCAAGCAUUUUUGCCUCAAUUCAAACGCAACUGUCACAGCCAGAAAACGGACCUGUGACCUUGCACUCUGCAGUAGAAUACUGUAGCCACAUAGCAAUCGUGGCAGGUAGGCGUAAAUGAAUGAUUUGAACCCACGUUAGCUCCCAACUGCUUCGGAAACAGGCAUACACCCUGUCUGCCUGCCUGCCUGCCUACCGGAAAGAUGAGGAGGGGACAGUUGUAUGCACCAAAACUGUACAUCACCAAAAUGACAUAAAAAUACCUUGCAAAGACAAAUUUAUUUGUUUGACACUGAAGCUUGCAUCUCUUGCAACAUAUACAACAAUUCCCCGACAUGCAUUGCUUGACCUCAAUAUCCCUUUGAUGUAUGAUCACUUUGUUUUCAUGAAAGAUUUUAAAAGGGGUCUUGGACAUUCUUGUAUUCUUGUGAAACACUGCCAUAGCAUGUGUACUAGGAGCUUCCUUGUGCGUGCAUGCAGUCAGCUGUUAAACUCCCUGGUAAUGAAACCAGUGCAAGUCGAGCCUCAGUGCAUCUGAUGUAUGAAAUCUUCCAUACCAAGUUUGUGUUGUAAUGCAUGUACGUAUUCUCCUGCCUGCCGCCAUUUAGAGCAGGCCUCGUCAUUUGUUGCUCCUACACCCCGUAUACGUCUCAGCAGCUAAGGCAGGUGUGCGCGAUCAAAUAAAGUGCGUGCAAGUCAAGCAUGCACAUGCGGACACCGUGUGAUGGUGAAAAAAAGUUUUGCGUGGGGCUCUGUACAUAUGUAAACACGACUCCCCUUUGUGUGAUAACGCCCCAUAGUCUAACCAGAAAGUUAGCAGCAAAAGUGCGGUGAGAACUGAUUUUUGGUGCCGACGUUCUGAAGACUGGGUGUGGAUUGAGAACCCGCUCCCGCAUGGAGACAACAGCGAGUCCGCGCUUGCGAGAAAAGUCGUCGGUGGAUGUUGCAAGCAGUUGUUUGGGAAUUGUUGUUGUGCUAAAGGAAAGGUCUAUGUUUGAGCUGAAGACUGUGCAUUGCUUGCGUUUGUCACGGAAAUGUCUAUAUACAUAUAAAGGAGGGGGAUUGGGGAGGGAUUGAAACUUAUUUUGUCACUGCUGCAUCCAUGCAGAUCUGCAAGCAACAAAUACUCGUCUUUCUGCCAUUGGCUCUUGGAACAAAUUGGCGCUCUGCGCUGCCUACAAUGUAAGAAAAAAAUUAUUAGUUCACGUUAUCAAAUAAAGAAGUCUAGUAUGCUA